GCCGCCGAGCCCCGCGGGGCAGGAGGACCUCGGGGUGAUGUAUUUCACGCUUUGCUCCUUUCUACUUUCUCUUCCUGGUUCCAGGCACUCGGAAAAUUGUCCUGCAGUUCAUUGUUAAGACUGUGCUUUGGAAACAAGAUAGGAAAUAGGACACCCAAUCUUGACAUGGAAUGCACUUUGUAAUGAGGGAUGCUUAUCCUUGCGUCCGUGUUGGAUUUUGACUGUGGGAGUUCAGUACAUCGCAGCGAUUGCUGUCUUUCCUCAGCACUUUAGCGAGAAACGAAAUAAAGCAAUGAGGAGAUUUGUUUACUGCAAGGUGGUUCUAGCCACUUCUCUAAUGUGGGUGCUUGUGGACGUCUUUUUACUUCUGUACUUCAGUGAAUGCAAUAAAUGUGAUGACAAGAAAGAGAGGUCUCUGCUGCCAGCUUUAAGGGCUGUCAUUUCUCGAAGCCAGGAAGGACCUGGAGAGAUGGGCAAGGCUGUUCUCAUUCCUAAAGAUGACCAGGAGAAAAUGAAAGAGCUGUUUAAAAUCAACCAGUUUAAUCUUAUGGCCAGUGACUUGAUUGCGCUUAACAGGAGCUUGCCCGACGUGCGACUGGAAGGAUGCAAGACCAAAGUCUACCCUGACGAGCUCCCAAACACAAGCGUAGUUAUUGUGUUCCACAACGAAGCCUGGAGUACCUUGCUUCGGACUGUUUACAGCGUCAUAAACCGGUCUCCGCGUCACCUGCUUGCUGAAAUCAUCCUGGUCGACGAUGCCAGCGAAAGAGAUUUUUUGAAGGCCUCACUAGAGAACUAUGUGAAAAAUUUGGAAUUGUCAGUAAAAAUUAUCAGGAUGGAGCAGAGGUCAGGACUGAUCCGUGCUCGGCUCAGAGGCGCCGCAGCUUCCAAAGGCCAGGUCAUAACUUUCCUCGAUGCGCACUGCGAAUGCACGGUGGGCUGGCUGGAGCCCCUCCUGGCGAGAAUAAAGGAGGACAGGAAAACUGUUGUCUGCCCAAUCAUUGAUGUGAUCAGUGAUGACACGUUUGAGUACAUGGCUGGGUCCGAUAUGACUUAUGGAGGGUUUAACUGGAAACUUAAUUUUCGCUGGUAUCCAGUUCCCCAGAGAGAGAUGGACAGGAGAAAAGGAGACAGAACCUUGCCUGUGAGGACCCCUACUAUGGCUGGUGGCCUAUUUUCUAUUGACAGAAACUACUUUGAAGAGAUAGGAACUUACGAUGCAGGAAUGGAUAUCUGGGGUGGCGAGAAUCUUGAAAUGUCUUUUAGGAUUUGGCAGUGUGGCGGCUCCCUUGAGAUUGUGACGUGCUCGCACGUUGGCCAUGUGUUUCGUAAGGCAACACCAUACACUUUCCCUGGUGGCACAGGACAUGUCAUCAAUAAGAAUAACAGAAGACUGGCAGAGGUCUGGAUGGAUGAGUUUAAAGACUUCUUUUAUAUAAUUUCACCAGGUGUUGUUAAAGUGGAUUAUGGUGAUGUAUCAGCAAGAAAAGCACUAAGAGAGACUCUGAAGUGUAAACCCUUCUCGUGGUACUUAGAAAACAUCUAUCCAGACUCCCAGAUUCCAAGACGCUAUUACUCACUUGGUGAGAUCAGAAAUGUUGAAACCAAUCAGUGUUUAGACAACAUGGGCCGCAAGGAAAAUGAAAAAGUGGGCAUAUUCAACUGCCAUGGCAUGGGAGGGAAUCAGGUAUUUUCUUACACCGCUGACAAAGAGAUUCGCACGGAUGAUUUGUGCUUGGAUGUUUCAAGACUCAACGGCCCUGUGAUCAUGCUGAAGUGCCAUCAUAUGCGAGGGAAUCAGCUGUGGGAGUACGACGCGGAGACCCAUACCUUUCUUCAUAUAAUCACGCAGUCGUGUCUGACAAUAAGCAGAAUAGAGGAUGGCACCCAGGGUCCCACGGUGGAGGCUUGCAGUGGUAGCCCUUUGCAAGCGUGGAUGCUAAGGAACUACACAAGGCUGGAGGUCUUUAGAAACAUUUUUUACAGCCCCACUGAUUAUUUCCUUUAA
This is a messenger RNA of Struthio camelus australis, 2008 nucleotides long. The record is from RefSeq and is a predicted model, not a curated record. Lineage: Eukaryota; Metazoa; Chordata; Aves; Struthioniformes; Struthionidae.